Messenger RNA from Harmonia axyridis, 4571 nucleotides. RefSeq names its product early growth response protein 2b (gene sr). NCBI's taxonomy places the organism in Eukaryota, Metazoa, Arthropoda, Insecta, Coleoptera, Coccinellidae. Gene Ontology annotation, biological process: regulation of transcription by RNA polymerase II. The record is from RefSeq and is a predicted model, not a curated record. The transcript has 4 exons. Gene Ontology annotation, molecular function: RNA polymerase II cis-regulatory region sequence-specific DNA binding; DNA-binding transcription factor activity, RNA polymerase II-specific. Bases 436 to 2553 code for a protein of 705 amino acids.
CACGGACCACGACCUGGAGCCCAGCUUUGUAGAGAUCCACCUUGACGAGGGGAUCCAUGACGACGAACGCCGUGACGUCACCGUUCUUUGACGACUAUUUUCUGUGGAGGCGUCUGGUGGACGCGUGUUGGCGUGGUGCUCGAAAACCUUUGGAGAAGUGAGCCGCGGGUAAAUGGUGCCUCGUUUGAAUCGCGGUAGGCCGCGUUGGUUGGUUCAUUCAAGUGCCGGCGUCGACGGUGCCGUUGCCGUUUUUUGCACCGCGACGCGUUACCCUCAUCUCAAGUUUGUGCCGAUGUGGUGUACGUGGAGGCCGAGCCGGAUCUGUGGUUGAUUUCUGUGGUUGUUCGGUUCUGUGUUCUGUGCCUUGUGGUAUGGCAAGAGGGAAAGCCGCUGUCGUUGCCAUCGACAGGUUGUUGAGGUGUUACUUUUAUCAAGAUGUUGACCAUGUUGACGAUGCAUCGGGAAAGCGAGGAUAGCACAACAGGCGAGGGAACGUCACGUCACUGGCCUCCAGUAUCAGCUCAGCCAAGAAGACCUGGGUUGUCAUCGGCGGAGGAGGAAUUUGUCGACAUUUUACAGGUCCAACAGCUUCUUUUGGAUAGCGGAAGUAGAGGUCGAGGUGGUGGAGAGCCUUCAAGCUACGUACAUCCACCCGCUGUUUAUCAUUAUCAUGGUGGUUAUGGAGGACACCAUCACCAGCCACAUUUUCACCAGCACCAACAUGCACCAGUAUUGCCAACCUCUAGUACUGUUGACGAUUUGGUUGCUUUGUGGUUCGCUGGAUCCUCUGCAUCAGUGCGUCCCGACGCUGCCUCGAGCCCUGCGGCGUCGGCAAACAUGAUCAUGGACGGCUUGGAAACGCUGCAAGUUCAGCACCAUCACCAUCACCCUCAUCACCACGCGUAUUUGCUGACGGAAACGGCGGCUUCGGCGGCCGUCGCUCACCACUUCAACGUGCUGAGCUUCGACACGUGCCUCUACAAGACGACCUCCGGAGACGGCGCCGGCAGCCCGGCGUCGGCGUCCGUGUGCUCGACGACAGCGCCCGAGGAAGACGCGACGCUAACUUCGGAGGCGCAGACAGGAGACCUCAACACCCCUGUCACCACCUCCGGGGACAUACCCUCUUUCUUCGGACCUUCAACAGUCCUGGAACCUCCACCCAUUACAGGUACCUUAGAUCCAGAAGAAAUCUCAAUCGAGCAACAAUCAUCCCUAGAGCAACAGCAACAGCAUCAGCAUCACGUCAGUCCGCAUCACUCCCCAGCUUCCAGCCAUUUAGGUGAAAGAAGUACCCCUCAAGAAAGUGCCCUAAGCCCUGCCCUGAAAGACGAUAGUACAAAUCAUAGCUCCCUCAACAUGUAUCCCACGCAUUCCAACAACAACAAUUCCAUCGCCAAUAAAAUGUCCCACAGACAAGUCUACUCGUCUGCACCAAGCCCAAACCUAUCCGGAAAUCUGCAAAUGCAAACCAUGGGAGAACUGUCCAAUCAGAGUAUGAAUCACUCUCCAAACACUGUGAAUCCUUGGUUGUUAUCCAGUGGAGAAAAGUCGAUAUAUUCUGGUAUGUUUGGCCUUUUGGGAAACUCGCAGUCCCCACAACAUCAAUAUUCCGCUACUCCAAGUCCAGUCCAUCCCCAUUAUGAAGAAAGAUCAGCAGAACAACUCAUCUUAAGUAUGGACUGUGGAAGCAAUAUGACGCUUAAACAACCCCCAUCCUAUCCAAGUUGUUCUUCUGUUGGUCUCCAACUGGACAUGCAACAGGAUUUGGUGCAUACGAGGGUGGGACAACCUUUGGUGGCCAGUUCCGUCAAAUACCAAUGGGAGACUCAAGACUUCGGCAGUCCUCAGGGCUCAAGUUCAUUAAUAGUGCCGGGACCAAGUGGUUUAGUUCCAAAACAAGAACCUUUUUCGUCAGGUUGCUCGGGUGAUAUGGGCCAAUCGCAACAGCAACAUACUGGUGCGGGAUACGGUGUACAGUUAGCCGAGUAUAAUCCGAGUACUAGCAAAGGACACGAAAUUUUAUCGCAGGUGUACCAGCAGAGUCCGGUUCCUCUGAAACUGGUACCGGUAAAACCCAGGAAGUAUCCGAAUCGCCCAAGUAAAACUCCUGUUCACGAGAGGCCGUAUGCAUGUCCGGUAGAAAAUUGUGAUAGACGAUUCUCGAGAUCGGACGAGUUGACCAGGCAUAUCCGGAUACACACUGGGCAGAAACCGUUCCAGUGUAGAAUAUGCAUGCGAUCUUUUUCGCGAUCCGAUCACCUCACGACGCAUAUAAGGACUCAUACCGGUGAAAAACCGUUCUCUUGUGAUGUUUGCGGUAGGAAGUUUGCGCGCAGUGACGAAAAGAAAAGGCACGCAAAGGUCCAUUUGAAGCAUAGACUGAAGAAGGAGAGCAAGAUGACGGGAAACUCCUCCAGCAGUCCUGCUCCACAACAGCAAGCACCUCAGGUGCAUCACCUACAUCCUCACCAGCAGCACCACCUUCACGCAAGCCAUACUAUCACUAGUGAGGACGGUAUGCAAUUGCCAGUGGUAACUACAACACUCUGAGAAGAACCUUCAGCCGAGCUGACAGCCGGCGAUUGUAUUUUGUUUAUUCAAGAUGACUGUGAUUUAGUUGCAAACGAUGCUCAGAUUAUCUAUGUGACGAUAGAACAGGCUGACGACAACUGAAUGCACAAAUUGCUGUUGCUACCUGAGUAACCAUAUGAUCUCCGUUUUGAAUGUCGUUUCCACCUUGAGUGUGUUUGUUUAUGCACAGAACAUCCAUCCGAAGACAUGAACUAUUAUUUCUAAUUCAUCAAAAAACAACCAUAAUUUACACCUAAUUGGGUUGAUACCAUUUGAGGAAAACAAAGUAUAUACAAUCGAAUAUUAUCGGUGAUGAAUUAUUUGGAUGGAUCUUAUGAUAUGCGUGCCAUUAUCUGAAGAUCGAGGACCUUUUGCAUAAGAUGCGAAAGUUAACAUUAUCUAUAUUUUAAAAAUAUAACCCACCUAACACAUCGAGCCAACAGCCUAUGUUACCCAUCUAACGAACUCCCCCAUUUUCGAAAUAAAAAUUCGGAUAAUUCCAAACCAGAUUAAUUUCGGUAGCGUAGGUCCUCGAUGUCUUUAUUUUUAAGAAACAAUUUAACAAAGGCUUUAAUUAUUAAUUGAUAGGUAUUUAGUAAGCACAUAUUAUUAUUGUUGUUGCCAAAUAACACUGUUUAAACUGUUUUUACACAUUCCGUACUAGGUUUUUCAAAUUGAAAAUUGUUAAAUAUUGUGAAAAUUGUAAUUUAUUUAUUUGUUGAUAUAUGUGUUUAAAUGUUUGCAAUUGACAGUGAAUAUAGAUGAGGCGGUAUUAAUUUGUGCCAUAUGCUUCAAUAAUAUAUCCUCAACCUAACGAUUCAUAAAAAGAGAAUUUGAGAACCUUGUGUUAGAAAAUAGAAAUAUCCUAUAUUCACUGUUGCAGAUUAAAGUCAAUAUGAAUCAAGUGAGAAGUCUUAUACGCACACUGUGAGUGUUAUUAAUGUUAAUUGUUGGAUCAAAUGAAUCUCCUGUUGAAUGAAAUACUAAGAAUAUCAUUAAAGUUUCAAAUUUAUCAAAAAUGCCUUAAGAAGUGUCUUGAACAACUGCAACUUAUUCAGAAAUUGAAUAACAAGGAAUCCUGGUUUUACAAUUAGCUAGGAAAAGAAAGUAGUUAACUAGUUGGAACGUGUGGAAAAUUUCAAUGUGAAUCCAUCAUAUUUUAAAUUGAAAUGAAACCUAACUAAGAUUUUGAUAAUAACUCAAUGACAAUCCUAAAUGAGUUUCCGUUUUUUUUUGUUUCUUAUUACAUACAAGAGAUGCAACUUAUAAAUUUCUGUGAUUGACUUGUGAAUUUUCUGAUUUCUAUAUAUUUUAUGUUUGAAAUUUUAUUGUUCCUAUGUUGAAAUUUCGGAACUGACAGGAGUGCACUUUUUCUAUUAAGCACUGAGAGGUAUAAUGACUGUCUUUUCUACCUUUAGAAUGUUAAUUAUGAGAGAAUGAAGCUUUCUGUGUGACUUCUUCUUGGUCACAAAACCAAACAUCUAACGAUUGGUUGCCAUAGGCCUAAUUUCAUAUUGAUUGCAAAAUUUGUAUAUAUUGUAUAUUUUAACUUUAACAAUUGUUGUAUAUAAUGUAACGUGAGAUUCAGAUAAUUGUUGAAAAAUUACCCUACCCACACUGAGAUAUAUGUUACCCCUAUCCUGACAAAUAUCCCACUUUAUCCUUCUCCUGAAAUUGCACUGAAAUAAUAAUCUAUUUUUUAUAUCCUUGGAGAAAUUAGAUGUUACCUUUAUCAAUUUUAAAGAAUGAUGCUGUUAAAAUUUCAAUUCGACUAUUGAGGCUGUUUAUUGUAAAUGUGAUAUUUAAAAUACAUGUUGUAAAUUAUUAUCACAAAUUUGAAGAUCAUGUUUAUUUAUUUGUUCAUGUGAAAGAAAGUACUGUUCGAAGCAAAUAUAACUGCAAUUGAUGUUUGAAGUAUGAAAUAUAAAAUUAUAAUUGUGCUCAUCUCCGUUGAAUCACACAACUCCAAUCUGAAAAUAAAAUAAUUUGCUAAGUGA